ACAGUAAAGCAAUUGUGGAUGGGAACCUGAAGCUGAUCCUGGGUUUGAUAUGGACCCUCAUUCUGCAUUACUCUAUCUCCAUGCCGAUGUGGGAUGAAGAGGACGAUGAGGCCAAGAAGCAGACCCCGAAGCAGAGGCUGCUGGGAUGGAUCCAGAACAAAUUACCCGAAAUCCCGAUCACCAACUUCAGCAAAGACUGGCAAAGUGGGAAAGCCCUAGGUGCUCUGGUGGAUAGCUGUGCCCCUGGACUGUGCCCGGACUGGGAGACCUGGGAUGGGACAAAACCAGUGGAAAAUGCCAGGGAAGCCAUGCAGCAGGCUGACGAUUGGCUGGGGAUCCCACAGGUGAUCACCCCGGAGGAAAUUUUGGAUCCAAAUGUGGAUGAACACUCGGUCAUGACCUACCUCUCCCAGUUCCCCAAGGCCAAGCUCAAGCCUGGGGCACCACUUCGGCCCAAACUCAAUCCCAAGAAGGCUCGGGCCUACGGACCAGGUAUCGAGCCGACAGGGAAUGUGGUCAUGAGGAAGACGGAAUUCACUGUGGAAACUAUUAGUGCAGGCCAGGGUGAGGUGAUUGUCUAUGUGGAGGACCCCGCUGGGCAUCGUGAGGAGGCUAAAGUGACAGCAAACAAUGACAGAAACCGGACGUACACGGUGUAUUACACUCCCAAGGUGGUCGGACUGCACAAGGUGAGUGGGACA
Messenger RNA from Chiloscyllium plagiosum (whitespotted bambooshark), 701 nucleotides. The record is from RefSeq and is a predicted model, not a curated record. Lineage: Eukaryota; Metazoa; Chordata; Chondrichthyes; Orectolobiformes; Hemiscylliidae.